Molecule: messenger RNA, 318 nt
Organism: Emericellopsis cladophorae
Lineage: Eukaryota; Fungi; Ascomycota; Sordariomycetes; Hypocreales; Bionectriaceae
Product: putative tissue alpha-l-fucosidase protein
Exons: 3
Coding region: 1-318 (105 amino acids)
Source: RefSeq, a predicted model, not a curated record
AUGAGUGACAUCCCUUUCGGUCUGGAAGAAUGGACGGCGGACUCAAAGCCUGGCAUCAUUGCCAGGAACCCGCACACGGGACUCGAGGAGCCCUACACUGGUCGCCUGCCGAUCGGUGACUUCAUCGACGACCUGAUGGUCCCGCAGAUGGAAAGACAGGGGCGGCAGGUGACCAUCAACGACCGCUGCGGCAGCCCGUGGGCGUUGAAUUUCGACAAGCCCGAGUACGCGACGUUCAACGUCCCGCAGCGACGCAAAUGGGAGAGCAACCAGAGCAUGGAUCCGUAUAGCUAUCUUCAACCGGGUGACCAAGGAUGA